UUAAGUUUUAACUAGUUCUUGGAGCUUGAUUAGUUUUCUACAAUCUAGCUCCAACGGUAAGAAUUCCACCCGGUAGCUCCAAUGGCAAGCGUUGCUCCUGUAGUUGAUGCGGAGUACCUAAAGGAAAUUGAGAAAGCACGUGAAGAUCUUAGCGCGCUUAUCAUUAGCAAGAAAUGCGCACCCAUUAUGCUUCGCUUAGCGUGGCAUGAUGCGGGAACUUAUGAUGCUAAAACAAAAACUGGUGGUCCUAAUGGAUCAAUAAGGCAUGACAGUGAACUUAAGCAUGGUGCAAAUACUGGCUUGAAUAUAGCAAUAGAAAUUUGUGAGGAAGUAAAGAAGAAACAUCCAAAGAUUACUUAUGCAGACCUUUACCAGCUAGCUGGGGUUGUUGCAGUAAAAGUCACUGGAGGGCCAACUAUUGACUUUGUUCCAGGAAGACAGGACUUAUUAGAAUCUGAUGAAGAAGGACGACUACCGGAUGGUAAAAAAGAUUUACAGCAUCUGAAAGACGUAUUUUACCGAAUGGGGUUAUCUGAUCAGGACAUCGUGGCAUUGUCUGGAGGUCACACACUGGGAAGAGCGCAUAUAGAGAGGUCAGGUUUUGAUGGCCCAUGGACAAAGGAGCCUCUGAAAUUUGAUAAUUCCUACUUUGUAGAACUCCUCAAAGGAGACACUGAAGGCUUAUUAAAACUUCCAACAGACAAGGCUCUACUGAAUGAUCCCAAGUUCCGCCACUAUGUGCAACUAUAUGCUACGGAUGAAAAUGCAUUCUUCAAAGACUAUGCAGUAUCACACAAGAAACUUUCUGAACUAGGGUUUACACCGAAAAGUAGUUCCCCGGCUCAUCAGAACAUAGCAGAGGAACUAGGGUUUGCACCGAAAAGUAGUUCCCCAGCUCAUCAAAACAUAGUAGAGGCGGCAAAGAACAGUCCACUGGUGCAACAAAGCGCAUUAAUAGUGGCAAUUGCAGCAGCUAUGGUGAUACUAGGUUACAUCUUUGAAGUUCACCGAAGAGUCUAAGUAGCUCAUGUGUCAGGAUGAAUUCAACAUAUUACUGCUCGUAAUAAACACUACUCUAAAAGAAUUAUUGAUUGUAAUAAGGGAGAAUUGGAAAAAUGCCCCAAAACUGGGUGCAAUGUUGGAAAUCUGCCCCAACAUUUAAAAAGUUGGAAAAAUGCCCCAUUCCGUUAGAAAUCCAGUUAAGUCACAUGUGUGAGCUUAUACAUGCGAAAAAAAAGCCAAAUAUAUCCUUCAGAAUUCAGGGUUUGGGGUUCAAAAUUCAGGAUUCAAGGUUUAGGGUUCAAGGUUUAAGGUUCGGGUGGUGGUGGCGUUGGUUUAGUGGUGGUUCUGGUGGUGAUGGUUGUCAUACACAUGUGACUUAACUGGGUUGGAUGGCAAUUUUAACGGAAUGGGACAUUUUUCCAACUAUUUUUGACGUUGGGGCAGAUUUCCAACAUUGCACCCCAUAUUGGGGCAUUUUCCCAAUUUUCCUCUGUAAUAAUCCGUAACUACU
This is a messenger RNA of Papaver somniferum (opium poppy), 1513 nucleotides long. RefSeq names its product L-ascorbate peroxidase 3-like. The record is from RefSeq and is a predicted model, not a curated record. Gene Ontology annotation, biological process: cellular response to oxidative stress; hydrogen peroxide catabolic process; response to reactive oxygen species. Gene Ontology annotation, molecular function: peroxidase activity; heme binding. The transcript is spliced from 9 exons. NCBI's taxonomy places the organism in Eukaryota, Viridiplantae, Streptophyta, Magnoliopsida, Ranunculales, Papaveraceae. The coding region runs from base 82 to 1020 and encodes 312 amino acids.